Messenger RNA from Cannabis sativa, 2361 nucleotides. Its product is annotated as probable CoA ligase CCL6. Bases 164 to 2140 code for a protein of 658 amino acids. Gene Ontology annotation, cellular component: endoplasmic reticulum; membrane. Lineage: Eukaryota; Viridiplantae; Streptophyta; Magnoliopsida; Rosales; Cannabaceae. The record is from RefSeq and is a predicted model, not a curated record. Gene Ontology annotation, biological process: wax biosynthetic process; cutin biosynthetic process; fatty acid metabolic process. Gene Ontology annotation, molecular function: long-chain fatty acid-CoA ligase activity. The transcript has 20 exons.
GAUAAAUUUGAAUCACUUUUAUAUAUUAUUGGAGCAUUUUUUUUGUUAUAAGUGAGCUAUAUAUUUAUGUUUGCAUCAGUUGUUUACAACUCCAUUUGUACUUAUCUUCAAGCUUCAGAACAUCUCAAAAGAAAAAGUAAACGGACAGUCACAAAAAGUGAUAAUGUCUUACACUGUGAGGGUUGAGGAAGCAAGGCCGGCCACAGAGAAAAUGCCAUCAGCCGGGCCUGUUUAUCGGAGCAUUUAUGCCAAAGAUGGCUUGCUUGAGUUGCCUGAAGGAUUACACUCUCCCUGGGACUUCUUCAGUGAAUCUGUUAAGAGGAACCCAAAGUCUCCAUUGCUGGGUCAACGCCAAAUUACAGAUUCAAAGGCAGGUCAAUACGUGUGGCUCACGUAUCAGGAGGUCCACGAUGAAGCCGUUCGUAUGGCUUCUGCCAUGAGAAGCCGUGGUGUGAAUCCUGGAGACCGCUGUGGUAUAUACGGAACAAAUUGUUCGCAGUGGAUCAUAGCAAUGCAGGCCUGUUACAGCCAUGCCGUGACAUAUGUUCCCCUGUAUGACACAUUAGGUCCCAAUGCAGUUGAAUUUAUCAUUAACCAUGGUGAAGUGUCAAUAGCAUUUGUUCAAGAGAACAAAAUCCCUUCUAUUCUAUCAUGCCUGCCAAACUGUUCUUCAUACAUAAAGACAAUUGUAAGCUUUGCUAAUGUUACAAGUUUGCAAAAGAAAGAAGGUGAAAAACUGGGAGUUUCAUGCUUUUCAUGGGAGGAAUUCUCUCAAUUGGGAAAUCUUAGUGGUGAACUUCCUGAAAAACAAAGGACUGAUAUCUGCACAUUGAUGUAUACAAGUGGAACAACUGGAGAACCAAAAGGAGUUAUUCUUUCUAAUGAAGCCAUCAUGGCAGAAAUACUGUCUACAGACAAGAUGUUAGAGCUAACAGACAAAGUGUUCUCAGAAGAUGAUGUGUACUUUUCCUACCUUCCUUUGGCUCAUGUAUAUGAUCAAAUUGUGGAGAACUAUUGCAUCUACAAGGGCAGCGCAAUUGGCUAUUGGCGAGGAGAUAUCAGGUUUUUGAUGGAUGACCUCCAAGAACUGAAACCGACUAUAUUUUGUGGGGUUCCUAGAGUUUAUGAUCGUAUAUAUGCAGGUAUAUUCCAUAAAGUCUCAUCUGGAGGUACACUGAAGAAGAUGUUGUUCCAAUAUGCAUACAACUACAAGUUGGCAAAUAUGGAAAAGGGUCUUCCACACGACAAAGCGGCUCCCCUUAUGGACAAGAUUGUUUUUGACAAGAUAAAACAAGGAUUAGGAGGAAGAAUUCGGCUCAUGUUUUCCGGGGCUGCACCUUUGCCUCACCAUGUGGAGGAAUAUUUGAGGGUCACAAGCUGUGCUUCUGUAACACAAGGAUAUGGGCUUACUGAAAGCUGUGGUGGGUGUCUUACAUCCAUUGCCAACAUUUUCCCUAUGAUUGGAACUGUUGGAGUCCCCAUCACAACUAUUGAAGUAAGGCUUGAAUCAGUGCCAGAAAUGGGAUAUGAUGCCCUUUCUGACAAGCCUCGUGGCGAGAUUUGUUUGCGAGGAACAACCUUGUUUUCUGGCUACCACAAGAGAGAAGAUCUAACUAAAGAUGUCCUAGUUGAUGGUUGGUUUCACACAGGUGACAUUGGUGAAUGGCAACCAAAUGGAGCAAUGAAAAUAAUAGAUCGGAAGAAGAAUAUAUUUAAGCUGUCUCAAGGGGAAUAUGUUGCUGUUGAGAACAUUGAGGGCAUAUACUUACAAUGCCCACUCAUAGCAUCGAUUUGGGUCUAUGGGAACAGCUUUGAGUCAUUUCUUGUGGCUGUGGUUGUCCCUGAGAGACUUGCUCUGGAGAACUGGGCAACAACCCGUAAUUUGACUGAUGAUUUUAAAUCACUUUGUGAAAAUCCGAAGGCAAGUAAAUACAUUUUGGAUGAGCUCAACAAUAUUGCUCAGAAACACAAGCUUCGAGGUUUUGAGAUGUUAAAAGCAGUUUACUUGGAGCCAAAUCCAUUUGACAUGGAGAGAGAUCUUAUAACUCCAACUUUCAAAUUGAAGAGACCCCAAUUGCUUAAACAUUACAAGGACUGUAUUGAUAAAUUGUACAAUGAAGCAAAAGAGGCAAGGGUAUGACGAACGAGAGCAGUUGAACUUGGUCCAGUACGAGUUGUUGUGUUCUAGUAUGAAGCUUUGUUGAAUCAGUUUGUCCAAGGAGUGAUUUAGAAUAUAUUUUGUAUCUAUAUAAAUAAGGAUUACCUGAACAGUUGUGAUUACAGUAUUCAAUUUAAUGUUACUUUGUUAUACCUGACAAAACAUUAUGGAUAUAAUAAGAUGUGAAAAGUUUCCAUCACAAA